This is a messenger RNA of Exophiala dermatitidis NIH/UT8656, 2997 nucleotides long. RefSeq lists its product as uncharacterized. Gene Ontology annotation, cellular component: nucleus. The record is from RefSeq and is a predicted model, not a curated record. Gene Ontology annotation, biological process: interstrand cross-link repair. Lineage: Eukaryota; Fungi; Ascomycota; Eurotiomycetes; Chaetothyriales; Herpotrichiellaceae. Gene Ontology annotation, molecular function: 5'-3' exonuclease activity; flap-structured DNA binding; 5'-flap endonuclease activity. The coding region runs from base 1 to 2997 and encodes 998 amino acids. The transcript has a single exon.
AUGGCCCUGCAAACAAAGUCCUUGAAGUUCUCCAUGCCUAACCGACCCAUGGGAACGAAAGUCCCGCAUCCUCCCUCGACCAAUUUCGCCGAGCGUGAAGCGGACUUGGACGAGGGCGAAUUUCCCACUCCACCCGCGAAACGAGUGAAAACGAGACCCGCGGCGAAGGCGAAUACGAACUUGGAUCCGGCUGGCCGAGAUAAAGAUAGUCCACGAAAGCGAAGAACGAUAACAACAACUAGGAAGCAGGGGCAGGGACAUCCGAAAACAAAUGAGAUACCAGAUUCUGAAGAAGAAUCCUCUCAAGACAUAGAGGAUGGAGAUGAAGGCCGGCCAGGUCUAGGAACACAAUUGGAAACCACAUUGCCGCCCGUGCCUGGUACGGAUGAAAAAGAAGCGAUUGAUGAAUAUGAGGCGUUCAAGGCUGGACGAACUGAUCCUACAACAGUGGAGGAGAAUCAAAAAGAGCAUCAGGAGACUACUCGGUCUCGACUAGAAUCCCGCUCUUGGAUCCGCGGUCGCAGCUCCAUCUACGUUGACGCAUUCAAUCUGGCCCUCGAUACAGUCCUUGAAGAGGAACGACAUUUGUUCAGCCAGGCCGAAUUGGGGCUUUUCGAGAUCUGGAGGAAAGAGCUGUCCUAUGAAGCACAGUACCUUUAUGUCAGGCUGUUUUUGAGGAAAACAAGCAAAUGGUUUCGAGUGAGGGAUCUGCAGUAUUAUGGCGAUGUGGCGGAUAUGGAGGGGGCGGUGAGGGAGUUGCAGUUGGAAAGAAGUUUGUCAACAACGACGACGACGACGUCGACCGCCACCACGGCCACCACCGUUGACGAUGCCGCCGAGGUGGGUGUUGUUGCUGUCUAUCCCGGAGACCUAGAACCGCCAGAGGAAUUGGGAUGUCUAGGCGACAGAUUCGCAUUCGCCGAGUGUUCUUCAGAACAUAUCACGACGCUGGACGAGGCGAGCAGUUUAUUGUUACUCGAUGAGCUCAAAAGCCUGGCCAAAGAAGUCAAAGUGGGAGUGACGGGCAAGACUAAGCGGGAACUGUUGCACAAUUUCCGUCGGACGAGUGGGAAGCAGACUGGAUUGGGGUUCCUUAAACGGAUAGAAACUGAGGAAUCGCACGCCAGUGACGAUGUCAGGUCUGUCCAUAACGACCCCGAAGAUGAAAGUAGUGGGACAUCAACACCCACUAUCAACAACCGAGAUGGCCAUUUCACCAAGAAGAUCCUCGACAGAACAGGCCUAUGCAUCCGGCUCUCUCUUGCCCCGUUGAAACUAUUCGAGCGGGUCCAUUUGGUAUUCUACCGCAGCACAGAGUGGACGGAAAAAUCUCUAACAACAUUAAUCCUGGCCAAGAUCUCGCGGCGCCAUUUCCCCGAGUAUCUAGUGAGUCGAUCGAGUACGAUUUUCGAGUCGAGAGCAUUGUUGCUGGAGUUUGAAGCCAGUCUACGCACGCAGUUCCGGGUGGACAAUAUUUUGGAAUUCAACGGUACGCCGCGGCAUGCUGCCCUUCAAGAAGUGAAACAGAUUUUCGAGGCCGUUUAUCCCCGAUGGAAAGCUUUGCUGGGUGAAGAACAACGUAAGGAAGACCGUGGUGUCUAUCAGAGUGGCGAAGGGGCGUAUCUGCGUCGGUUUAAUCCAGGUUGGGUAUAUACCCGCAUCGUGCACAAGGCAUUACAUGUUUUGGGUAGUUUUAAGGAACAUGUGCGCGAACAUCAAUUGCUUUGUGAAUUGCUGGAUCAGCGCCUUUUUCAUGCUUCGAAGAGGGGUGCGUGGUAUCAGCGCAAAGCUCUGCUCGAGGAACAUUACAUGUAUGAGUCGGACUUAACACCCCAGGAGGGCAGCGGCAAAAGUGGAAUGGUAGAGGCGAAGAAGAAGCACUGGAAAAGAAUUGCCUUACGGACCUGUGAGCAAGGUCUACAGGAUAAAGAGUGUCAUGUCAUUUACCAUUGCGACCUGCAGAAGCGGAUCAAGAAACUCGAGAAGCAGCUUCAUUUGCCGCUGAGAGAACAGCAUGAUUUUGGCCAUGUUCGCUUGAAAAAGGCGGUCGAGCGCGACGUUGUGGGUAUCAAGAUUGAAAGGGAAGAUCUACCAUUGCCGCUCAGCAGGAAAACCAGCGUCAAGACGUCCGUCACCAUUCCCGAGGGUGUCGUCCAAAAACCACCGAGUCUGAUACACCAACCCAGCAGCACGACGUCCGGCGGCGCUGGCGGUGGAGGAGGAGGAGGAGGAGGAGGAGGAGGAGGAGGACUUGGAUCCAAAACGAUCUGGCUCGACACGCUCGAUACCAACCUCCCCGUAUCCGUCGAAGCAAUGUGUCUCUCGCACUACAGGCAUAUCCUCGGAUACAAAGGCUACCACAGCGAAGGCGGGAUCCUCCGAACCCUAUUCGGAUUGUUAUUCUACGAUAUUCUCUUCUUCAACCCCUAUAUCCCCAACGUAUUCCAGACAGCAUACCAAACCUGUCCAUUGGAUUUACAUACCGACACCUUUUUUCCUGCACGCAUGCCCGAGAUUCUGGGCCGUAUCAAUCAGAUUUCAAACGGUGAAGCUAAGGACAUUGCACGUAACGUCUGGGAUGAACAUUAUGAGAGACGCACGUGUAUUGUGGGUGUCCAGUGGGACGGGUUCGACAGGGAUGAUUUGCUCGAAUUGAUCGAGUGUUGGGAUGGGAGUGCCCUGGGGACGGUUAUGCUGGUUAUGGCGCAGGAUUAUGCGGGCAGAGGGGGUGGGGUGCCGGAUUUGGUUUUGUGGAAGAAAUUUGCAUCUGGAUCUGGGUCUGGAAACGGUGAUGGUGUUGGAAGUGGUGGUGGUGAUGGCGAUGGUGAGGACGAUGGUGGUUGUGGAGGACGAAAAGGUGAAAUCCUCUUCGUCGAAGUCAAAUCGGCAAAUGACCGUCUCAGCGAUACCCAGAGACUCUGGAUAUCCGCUUUGUGGGGGGCAGGCGUUCCAGUCGAGUUGUGUCAUGCUGUUGCGGGAGAGGUCAGAAGCGAGUGA